AUGGCGGCCGCAGCACCAGCUUCAGAUGAUCUGAAACCUGUGAAGCGGAGCAGCAGCUAUGGAUUGCUGCCACCCUCCAUGUCUGAGCUGAGGGUUGUUCUGCUGGGGAACAGCUGGUCUGAGAGGAGUUCAGUGGGGAACUUCAUACUGGGAGAGACUAAGUUCAACACUGAGGAAGAACCAGAUCGCUGUCUGAGAGAAAGAGGACGGUUGAAGAAGAAAAAAAUAGUUCUCAUCAACACCCCAGAUCUGUUGCAUCCCAACGUCUCUGAAGAGAAGCUGACAGAACAUGUGACAAACUGUGUGAAUCUCUGUGAUCCUGGACCUCAUGUGUUCCUGCUGGUUCUACAGCCUGAAGACUUCACUGAGGAACACAAACUGAGGCUCUGCAGAGUCCUGAAAGUCUUCAGUGAUCGAUCAUUUGAUCAUUCACUGGUUCUGAUAUCAACACCCAGAGAGGAGAGUCCAGGUUUGAUGGACAAAGAUGUUUCAGACCAGCCCUUAAAAGAUAUUAUUAGAAUGUGUAGAUACAGAUACUUGAAACAGGAGAACCUUGAACUUCCAGAGCUGUUAACACGUUUGGGUCAAACUGCAAAGGAGAACGAUGGAGAGAAUGUGAGCUGUGAAGUUUGUGAGGAUGCAGGUUUAAUCAUGACACCAAAGUCUGAACACAUCAAACCAGCUUUAAACCUGGUUCUGUGUGGGAGGAGAGGAGCAGGAAGGACUUCAGCAGCCAAGGCCAUUUUAGGUCAGACAGAGUUUCAUUCAGUCUCCAACUCAUCAGAGUGUGUUAAACAUCAGGGAGAGGUGUGUGGACGUUGGGUUUCCCUGGUGGAGCUGCCUGCCUUGUAUGGAAAACCUCAGGAGGCAGUGAUGGAGGAAUCACUCAGGUGUAUCUCCCUCUGUGAUCCUGAGGGCGUCCAUGUCUUCAUCCUGGUCCUACCUGUGGGUCCCCUCACUGAUGAAGACAAGGGAGAGUUAAAGACCAUCCAGAACACAUUCAGCUCUCGAGUCGAUGACUUCACCAUGAUUCUGUUCACUGUGGAGUCAGAUCCUGCAGCUCCAGCUGUUGUUAACUUUGUAAAGGAAAACAAGGACAUCCAGGAGCUCCGUCAGAGCUGUGGAGGAAGAUAUGUUGUUCUCAACAUCAAGGACGAGCAGCAGAUCCCAGAGCUGUUGGACAUGGUGGAAAAGAUGAGAGUUGAAGGAUCCAGAUGUUUCACAAAGGACAUGUUCACCAGGGCUCAGAUGGAGAAGGCUGUAGAGCAGGAGAACAUUAACACAAGACUUAAAGCUGAACUGCAGGAUGUUAAAAAGAAAAGUGAGAAAGGAAUAGAUGAUCACAGCAGAGAGCCUCUCAGGAUGGUGCUGGUUGGGAAGACUGGCAGUGGGAAGAGUGCAACAGGAAACACCAUUUUAGGCAAAGAACAUUUUAAAUCCCUCCAGAAGUAUGUCCCCAAGUCCUGUGAGAAAGCAACAGGAGAGAUUGAUGGACGGCCUGUCGCUGUGGUCGACACCCCCGCAUUGUUUGAUAAAACUUUGUCUGAUGAUGAAAUUCAACAGGAGCUCUACAAAUGCUUCAGCAUGUUGUCUCCUGGACCUCAUGUGUUCCUGCUGGUUCUGCAGAUUGGGGACUUUAAACAAGAGGAAAAAGACUCUGUGGAACUGAUCAAGAAAUAUUUUGGCAAGAAGUCUGGAGAUUUCAUCAUCGUUAUCCUCGCCAGAGGAGAUGAACUGGACGGUCAGUCAUUUGAUAUCGAAGACUGUGAUGGCUUUGUUAAAAAUCUCAUAGCUGACUGUGGAGGGAGAUACCAGGUGUUCCAUAACAAAGAUCACACAAAUCGCUCACAAGUCAGUGAGCUGAUGCUCAAGAUCGAAGCCAUGGGGAAGCAAAAUGGCGGCUGUUACAACACAGAGGAAUUCAUACAAAUGCAGGUGAAGAGGAUUUUGAAAGAGAAGGAAGAAGAGAUGAAGAGAGAGGAUGAAGACAUCAGGAGAAAACAUGAGGAAGAUUUGAAAACUUUGAAAAGGAAAGUCGACGAACAGCGUGAAGAAAUUGAACAGGAGAGAAAACUGAGAUCAAAACAGCUGAAGGACAAAGAUGAAUGCAUCAACAAGGAGCGUCAGGAGAGAAAGAAAGAACGGGAGGAAGAAGAAAGGAGAUGGAAAUUACAAGUAGAAACUCAGCGACAGGAAUGGAGAAGAAAACUGGAAACUUCAGAGAAAAUAGUUAAAUCAGAAAGAGAGCAAAGAGAAAAUGCUGAGAGGAAACUGGACCUGUGUAGAAAAGACAAUAAGAGAGAUCGAGACGCCUGGGACAAGGAAAGAAAGGACAUCUGGGAAAGAGUACAUCAGGAGGAUAAACAGAACCUGGAGGAGCUUAAAACAAGCUUCGGAAAGCUCCAAGAAGAGUACAAUCACAAGGGAGAGUUAAAGACCAUCCAGAACACAUUCAGCUCUCGAGUCGAUGACUUCACCAUGAUUCUGUUCACUGUGGAGUCAGAUCCUGCAGCUCCAGCUGUUGUUAACUUUCUAAAGGAAAACAAGGACAUCCAGGAGCUCCGUCAGAGCUGUGGAGGAAGAGAUGUUGUUCUCAACAUCAAGGACGAGCAGCAGAUCCCAGAGCUGCUGGACAUGGUGGAAAAGAUGAGAGUUGAAGGAUCCAGAUGUUUCACAAAGGACAUGUUCACCAGGGCUCUGAUGGAGAAGGCUGUAGAGCAGGAGAACAUUAACACAAGACUUAAAGCUGAACUGCAGGAUGUUAAAAAGAAAAGUGAGAAAGGAAUAGAUGAUCACAGCAGAGAGUGUCUCAGGAUGGUGCUGAUUGGGAAGACUGGCAGUGGGAAGAGUGCAACAGGAAACACCAUUUUAGGCAAAGAACAUUUCAAAUCCCUCCAGAAGACUGUCCCCAAGUCCUGUGAGAAAGCAACAGGAGAGAUUGAUGGACGGCCUGUCGCUGUGGUCGACACCCCCGCAAUGAUUAAAACAGCUUUCUAUGAUGAUGAAAUUCAACAGGAGCUCUACAAAUGCUUCAGCAUGUUGUCUCCUGGACAUCAUGAGUUCCUGCUGAUGCUGCAGAUUGUCUGGAUAUUUCAUCAUCGUUAUAGUCACCAGAGGAGAUGA
This is a messenger RNA of Micropterus dolomieu (smallmouth bass), 3123 nucleotides long. Its product is annotated as GTPase IMAP family member 8-like. Gene Ontology annotation, molecular function: GTP binding. Lineage: Eukaryota; Metazoa; Chordata; Actinopteri; Centrarchiformes; Centrarchidae. Bases 1 to 3123 code for a protein of 1040 amino acids. The transcript is spliced from 4 exons. The record is from RefSeq and is a predicted model, not a curated record.